UAGGUGGCGGCAGCGCGCCCGCCAAUCAGGGGAAGACACGCCUCUUCCGUUACGUCACGGCGUGUUUUGGCCGUGCUGGAGCGAAAAUACACUAGCUGCUGUUCUCGUUGUUUGUUUGUUUAUUUGUUUUUGGAGCAUCUCUCACAGUGGACCAGCACGAGCCUCGCAGCCCGGAGACAUGUCAGACACGGACACCAAGCCCUCCAGUCAGGACAAGAAGGACGGAGAGUACAUCAAACUGAAAGUCAUCGGACAGGACAACAGCGAGAUUCACUUCAAAGUAAAGAUGACAACACACCUGAAGAAGCUGAAGGAGUCCUACAGCCAGAGACAGGGUGUCCAUAUGAGCUCGUUACGCUUCCUGUUCGAGGGACAGAGGAUCGCAGACAACCAGACGCCCAAAGAGUUGGGGAUGGAGGACGAGGACGUGAUCGAGGUUUAUCAGGAACAGACGGGCGGCCACCGGACGCAACAGCAGCAAUAACUCAUAUACCUGCUUUUUUCACUCUUAUUCUUUUGUUAAUUGUAUUUUAUAUUUGUACAAUGUAUUGAUUAUUGAUUAUCUGUUAUUGAUCUGCGCUGCUCUCAGCCAGCAGGGCGGCCGGGGAGGAGCAGAGGAGAUCUUUCAGGGUUUUUCAUGUUUGUUUUGGAUCCGUCGUCCCUCCCCGUCCUCCGAGACGCCACGUUGCCUCUGGGACCCGGCGGUCUGCGCGGCGUUCAGCAUGCAGAACGUCGCUCUGUUCAAACAGGAAGCAGGAAGCAGGUCGGCCACAUUUAAAAACAGAAAGGAAACCAGUUGAGCUGAAACCAUCAGUCAAUUAAUUAAUCAACAAACAGAAAAUUAAGUGGUCAUAAUUAUGAUUAUUGAUGAAUUUUGAUAUUCAUUCAUUCAUUCAAAUUCAAGAUAUGAAGGGUUUUUUUGGCGUCUGGUCAGACUGAGGAAGACUUGUGACGACGUCACUUUGGACUCUGAGCUCUUCCCAUCAGGCUUUGGCUUUAGGUUCAUACACUAAGAGGUUAAUCAAUAGAUUAAUCAGCAGUGUAAAUACAAGUCUAAUCAGAACUGGUUGUGGGCAGAGCCAUAGUUUUCUCCAUAUGAGUGUAUCAGAUCCUCCAGUUUGAGGUGUCAGCACCUCCUUGUGGAGAGAAGGAGCGCUGCACCACCACUGCUCUGCAACAACAUGGAGGACGUUGAUCUGCACCAAGAAACCAAAACUCCAUUCAGAGCUAUAAAAUGUUUUGAAAGACGAACAACAACUUAUGAUCCAUGCUGCCCUGGAACUACUUUCUUCCCUCAAACUACAACUGUGGUGCUAUUGUGUAGUGAUACACUGGUAAUAAUAGGAAAGAAAGUAGUUCCCCUUGCGUUCAUUUUGGAGAGGAACAGUGGCGGUGCAUCGCUCGUUCUGUCGACUCUUCUUCUGAAGCCAGAAUGACUGAAACCAAAGUGCCGAUGUCUGAUUUUUCUGUUUGUUUGUCGCCGGUUUUGCCUGGCAGGCGUCUCUGCAUUUGGAUGCCAAGGCCAUUUCUUCACUUUUCAAUAAUGUUGUACAGAUGAGAAGAAUUUUACAAGGGUAAUUGUGAUAUUUUCAAAAAAUGUUUGUCAUGUUUGCAGGCACUCGUGUCAUUGUCAUCCCACAUGUAUAUUUUGUAAACAUAUUUUUUUAUUGUUUGUGUGAGAGGAAAGGCGGCUUUUAUAAAUGAAAUCUAGCAGACACAAAUACACAUCUCUACUGCAGCCCACCAGGAC
This is a messenger RNA of Myripristis murdjan (pinecone soldierfish), 1750 nucleotides long. RefSeq names its product small ubiquitin-related modifier 1-like. Gene Ontology annotation, molecular function: protein binding. NCBI's taxonomy places the organism in Eukaryota, Metazoa, Chordata, Actinopteri, Holocentriformes, Holocentridae. The coding region runs from base 179 to 484 and encodes 101 amino acids. The record is from RefSeq and is a predicted model, not a curated record. The transcript is spliced from 5 exons.